Molecule: messenger RNA, 4326 nt
Organism: Myotis brandtii (Brandt's bat)
Lineage: Eukaryota; Metazoa; Chordata; Mammalia; Chiroptera; Vespertilionidae
Gene: SLC9A8
Product: solute carrier family 9, subfamily A (NHE8, cation proton antiporter 8), member 8
Exons: 16
Coding region: 1-1914 (637 amino acids)
Biological process (GO): sodium ion transport; regulation of pH; proton transmembrane transport
Cellular component (GO): membrane; Golgi apparatus
Molecular function (GO): sodium:proton antiporter activity
Source: RefSeq, a predicted model, not a curated record
AUGCCUGUUAAACGAGAGGUUGUAGGUUACCCAGCCCCUGUAAUGAAGCAAGCCUCAAUACACAUUAGCUGCUAUAAUCACAACUGCAAUGACUAUUACUUAAGACUCCUCUGUGCCAAGUUUUCUCUGGCUUUGUGUGUGGAUACUUUGGAGCCCUUUUUCCUUGACCUAAUUCUGCUUUUUGUGUCCUUCAACAGGUUCCCCAACACAACUCACGAAGGUUUCAAUGUCACCCUCCACACCAGCCUGGUUGUCACUACAAAACUGGUGCUCCCGACCCCUGCCAAGCCCAUCCUCCCUGUGCAGACAGGGGAGCAGGCUCAGCAGGAGGAACAGUCCAGUGGCAUGACUAUCUUCUUCACCCUCCUUGUCCUAGCUAUCUGCAUCAUAUUGGUGCAUUUACUGAUUCGAUACAGAUUACAUUUCUUGCCAGAGAGUGUUGCUGUUGUUUCUUUAGGUAUUCUCAUGGGAGCAGUUAUAAAAAUUAUAGAGUUUAAAAAACUGGCAAAUUGGAAGGAAGAAGAAAUGUUUCGUCCAAAUAUGUUUUUCCUUCUAUUGCUUCCACCUAUUAUAUUUGAGUCAGGAUAUUCACUACACAAGGGUAACUUCUUUCAAAAUAUUGGUUCCAUCACCUUGUUUUCUGUUUUUGGUACAGCAAUUUCUGCUUUUGUAGUAGGUGGAGGAAUUUAUUUUCUGGGUCAGGCUGAUGUAAUCUCUAAACUCAACAUGACAGACAGUUUUGCAUUUGGCUCCCUAAUUUCUGCUGUCGAUCCAGUGGCUACUAUUGCCAUUUUCAAUGCACUCCACGUAGACCCAGUGCUCAACAUGCUGGUUUUUGGGGAGAGUAUUCUCAACGAUGCAGUCUCCAUCGUCUUGACCAACACAGCUGAAGGUUUAACAAGAAAAAAUAUGUCAGAUGUCAGUGGGUGGCAAACAUUUUUACAAGCCCUUGGCUACUUCCUCAAAAUGUUCUUUGGCUCAGCAGCGCUCGGCACUCUCACUGGCUUAAUCUCUGCAUUAGUGCUAAAGCAUAUUGACUUGAGGAAAACGCCUUCCUUGGAGUUCGGCAUGAUGAUCAUUUUUGCGUAUCUUCCUUAUGGGCUUGCGGAAGGAAUCUCACUCUCGGGCAUCAUGGCCAUCCUGUUCUCAGGCAUCGUGAUGUCCCACUAUACGCACCAUAACCUGUCCCCGGUCACCCAGAUCCUCAUGCAGCAGACCCUCCGGACCGUGGCCUUCUUGUGCGAAACAUGUGUGUUUGCAUUUCUUGGCCUGUCCAUUUUUAGUUUCCCUCACAAGUUUGAAAUUUCCUUUGUCGUCUGGUGCAUAGUGCUUGUACUGUUUGGCAGAGCAGUGAAUAUUUUCCCUCUUUCCUACCUUCUGAAUUUCUUCCGUGAUCAUAAAAUCACACCGAAGAUGAUGUUCAUCAUGUGGUUUAGUGGCUUGCGGGGUGCCAUCCCCUAUGCCCUGAGCCUGCACCUGGACCUGGAGCCCAUGGAGAAGCGGCAGCUCAUCGGCACCACCACCAUCAUCAUCGUGCUCUUCACCAUCCUGCUGCUGGGCGGCAGCACCAUGCCCCUCAUCCGCCUCAUGGACAUCGAGGACGCCAAGGCGCGUCGCCGGAACAAGAAGGAUGUCAACCUCAGCAAGACCGAGAAGAUGGGCAACACAGUGGAGUCGGAGCACUUGUCGGAGCUCACCGAGGAGGAGUAUGAAGCCCACUACAUCAGGCGGCAGGACCUCAAAGGCUUCCUGUGGCUGGAUGUCAAGUACCUGAACCCCUUCUUCACACGGCGGCUGACCCAGGAGGACCUCCACCACGGGCGCAUCCAGAUGAAAACCCUCACCAACAAGUGGUACGAGGAGGUGCGCCAGGGCCCCUCUGGCUCUGAGGACGAGGAGCAGGAGCUGCUGUGACCGAGCAGGGCCUCCCCACGUCUCUGGGAUGGACACCCAGCAAGGGCCCCUGAGGUGCGUGCAUUUGGCAGCCUCUUCAGGAAGAUGAAAGCAGGGUGGAGCCAAGAUGCUGCCUUCUUUACCCGGACCAUCCAGGCCAGCUGGCUUCUUCUGAAACAUGUCAUCUCCCACUCCUCACCCAGCCAGACCUCUGCUCACAGCGUCACUUCCAGCCUGCAGAUUAGAUGGAAACCUGUCCAGGUAAAUGUUUCCUUUUGCUUCUGCAGCCAAGGCAAACAGUCAUCUGUCCAUCCCAGGUGCCUGCAAGGAGAAAUCCUGUGUGGAAGCUGCUGUGACUGGGUGUCCUCGGGGGAACGCUGGUCUGCAGUUUCUGUCAUUCCCAGCUAACACCAUCAUCAUGACCCUAGGGGCGGGCAGAGCGAGGAGCCAGCUGCCAGUUUCCUUAUCAUCAUCAAGGUGCCUUGGGCCUCAGCAUCAGCAGUUCUGACCUACGUGGCAGGCCCAGAAACCUUGAAAACCUCACACUCCCCUUUGUGAUGUUGCUUGCACACCCUGAGAAAAACAGUGACCUUUGUCUUCUUUACCUCUGACUGGCACCUCGAAGGCUGUCUCCCUGGGUGACAGGCAGCCACUGCCUUCUCUGGGAAUACUGUGAAUGUUUACACUGGUAACCAGCACGUAGGCACAGGCCUUUCUUUGGAGCCCCUUUGGAAGCUGCAUCGCUGGUUUUGGGGUGAGUGGGCCUAUUUUGUGGUGUCAGAGCGCCCUCUAGAGGACAAAUCUAACAGUACAGUGCUUAGGCAGGCCAGCAACUUCUGAAUUUAGUUUAAAUUCAUGCACUUGAACAAAGUGGUAUGUCCAGAGGCCCCUUUUCUUGGGCUCCAUGGGGUCUGCCCACCGUUUACUUGCUGCCACCUUCACAGCUAAUCAGCAUUUCCUCUUCCCAAGUCUCUACUGUUUGGGGUCCCACUUGUCCUCCAUGCCAGGGUCCCAGUUCGCCCAAGCAUGGCGACGGGCCAGAGCCUGCCACCCCCUCCCCAGUGGCCUGCAUUCACAUGCAUCCGAUCCCCACCUAAAAUCCCCAAGCAGCCACUGGGACCCCAGGACCUGUUCCUCCCGUCUGUCACAGAGUGCUUACACUCUUCUCCCGUACACAUACCCCACCCUGACUUCAUGGGCCUGGCCCCCGGGCCUCUGAGGGCAAGGAGCUGCCAAUCAUGUCCAGAUGAUUUGGAGUUAGUGACUCUCACAUCCACUCCUCACCUGCCCUAAUUUAACAAGCCUCGUACCUGCUUGCCGUUGCCCAUCUAUGGGCUGUUUUGGCAUUUCCAUGUGUGGCUCAGGGUCCCAGCUGGAGCUGGGACUUAGCACCCUCUGGGUGAUUUAACUCAUCAUGUAUAUGUGCUUGGUUCUCUGUGGGGACCCAGUAGGCCAGCAUGGGCCCUGGCUGGCAGCAAAUAUGUGUCCAUCUCUUCUGCCUCAGGCAGCAUGGCCCUGGAUGUCAGGAAGGACUGACCUUGGGACCUUCAGGACUCAUGUCCAGCCCACAAGGCCAGGCCCCUUCCCUAAUGCCUUCCCUUUCCCCAGAAGUGUAAGUUGUAAGGCCAGUCAGGCAGGAAGCACGAGGUGUCCUUUUUAUGCAUGAAAAGUAAAUUUGUACUUUAUAGAGCUAAAAUAUGAGCAUUUUUGUUUUUGUAAUUUCCCCCCUUAACCCAAUAAUUUGAGCCAAACAGGAUUCUUUUACUCCACCUGAUACUCCCACUGGAGGAGUAAUAUGUGCAUAAUUUUCUUAUUUCCUUUUAGUGGAAAAGUAAGAGAAGAGGUCAAAGAGGGAGAGACCUUAGUCCACAUGAGGUGGGGGGAUAGGCAGGGAUCAUACUGUUCUCUCAUCCCCCAACUCACAAGUAAUUUACUUUCUGCCCUAAAACUCAGGGUCCGAUCUCAGAGGUGGAAGUUGCAUUGCAAACUCAGUAUCUUGCCAGGAAAAAAAUUUUUUUAGUUCAUAGAGUCAGCAAUGAAAACAGGUUCUUUUCCAUUCAGACUGCUUCUUGCCACCGGGUCCUGCCUGGCCUCCCACUUCUAGCUGAGACCUGAAAAUGACACUACGGUGGAGAAGUACGUGGGGGAGUUGGUGGAAGGUCCCCAAGGCUUGGCUAUGGGGUAUGGGGCACCUUUCCUGGCAGGUUCCAGCACUGGUCUGGAUCUCCUGUGGGCCGCCUCUGUUCCUCAGCAGUCUGGCUGGCUGGCUAGUCACCUUUGGAACAGGCAAACGCCCACAAAGAGGCAUUUUUCUGGUGGUUUUUUCACAUGUCUUUGCCUGAGAAUAAAAAAUUGCUUCUGUCUACCUUUAGCAUAUCUAAUAAUUAUAUUAUUUGGUGUAAUAAAUGCCUAGAUUUUAAAAAUCCAGCAUAA